Molecule: messenger RNA, 3594 nt
Organism: Schistocerca piceifrons (Central American locust)
Lineage: Eukaryota; Metazoa; Arthropoda; Insecta; Orthoptera; Acrididae
Gene: rt
Product: protein O-mannosyltransferase 1
Exons: 15
Coding region: 535-2871 (778 amino acids)
Biological process (GO): protein O-linked glycosylation via mannose
Cellular component (GO): membrane; endoplasmic reticulum
Molecular function (GO): dolichyl-phosphate-mannose-protein mannosyltransferase activity
Source: RefSeq, a predicted model, not a curated record
GGUUGUUGUGACAAAUCACUAGCGAACUAAUCAGAUUUUUCAUUAUGCGGUUAUGUAAUUGACACAGAACACUAUUUUCCCAAUAAAAAUUUUCAGAGCUGCAUAACGUAAGUCCCGUUAUUCCUGCGGUAGAGUGAGUGACCUACUCGUAGGGUAGCUGCGUGUCUACGUUGAUUGAUAUGUGUAUUAACAAUACGGAUGCAUUUGUUUUAGUGAGUAACUUUUAGAAUUAAUGUUUUAUUUGUAACUGACUAUAAUGGAUGAUGGAAAACGAUGCAGGAAGCAUCAGAAUUCAGCAAAAGUCACGAAGAAAAUGGGAAAAAGUAAAACACAACACCAGGAGGAACAACGUAAGGAAGGAGCACAUCUUAAAGGGAGAAUAGAAAACUACGAUACUUUGAAACCCUGUAUGUCCGACAGAGAUGAGGGUGAUGGUGAAUCUGUGCCUGAUAGCCCCAGUGAAGAUAAAGUGUCACCUGUAGCAGAAAAUGAUAAAAGCCAAAAAAUUUUAAUGUCAGCAUAGAACUGGAUGUGAUGGCUGUAAUUUUGUUUGUUUGUGGUGUUGCUACACGAAUGUACAGGCUGGAAGAACCAAGGAGUAUAGUUUUUGAUGAGCUUCAUUAUGGGAAGUAUGUGAGCCUGUACAUGAAACGCAUUUUUUUCUUUGAUGCUCAUCCACCACUCGGAAAACAGCUAGUUGCUGUUGCAGCAUAUUUGGCUGGUUUUGAUGGAAACUUUAAGUUUGAUCGUAUUGGGCGAGAAUAUGAAGAUUCAGUACCUUUAUUUGCACUGAGAUUUGUACCUGCAUUGUGUGGCAGUCUCCUCAUGCCUGUCGUGUACCACCUGAUGAUUGAAAUGGGUGUGUCUCAUUGGACUGCAGCAUUAGCUGGCUUUUUACUGUUGUGUGACAAUGCCUUACUGACACAGUCAAGGUUUAUCCUGAUGGAAUCAAUGCUGUUGCUGUUUGCUUUGUUUGGGCUUCUCUGUAUUCUGAAGUUUCGACACUACAGCACAGCCCCUUACUGUGUGCAAUGGUGGUUGUGGCUUGUUAUGGGUUCUGUCUCUCUCACAUGUGCCUUGUGUGUGAAGUAUGUGGGGUUCUUUUCAUGUUCUCUUGCAAUGGCAAUACUUGCACAAGAUUAUUGGAAACUGCUUGGGAACAGGAAGCUGUCAGAUUCAGCAGUUGUGUUCCAGUUACUGGCCCGAUUAAUAGUCGUUAUUGGAGUGCCUGUGGCGAUAUAUCUUGGGAUAUUCUAUGCUCAUCUCUCAGUACUUACAUUAGCUGGACCACAUGACAGUGUAAUGUCAAGUGCCUUCCAGGCUAGUCUUGAGGGUGGCCUGGCAUCGAUAACCAGAGGACAGCCACUGGAAGUGGCACACGGUUCUCAAGUUACACUUCGUCACUCUCACGGAAGAACUUGCUGGCUGCACUCUCAUGCCCACGUGUAUCCAAUACGUUACCCAGACAAGCGUGGCAGCUCUCACCAGCAACAAGUUACUUGUUAUUCAUUCAAGGAUGUCAACAAUUGGUGGAUUGUAAAGCGUCCAUUAAGGAAUGACCUUGUGGUGUCACAGCCUGUAGAUGCCAUUCGACAUGGAGAUGUUAUUCAACUUGUCCAUGGAAUGACAAGUCGCGCUUUAAAUUCGCAUGAUGUUGCUGCUCCAAUGUCACCACAAAAUCAGGAAGUGAGCUGUUACAUCGAUUACAAUGUGUCUAUGCCUGCUCAGAACUUGUGGCGAGUAGAUAUUAUCAACAGAGAUCAAGUUGGGGAUGUCUGGCAUACGAUUGAGUCUCUAGUGCAUCUUAUCCAUGUGAAUUCGAGCCAAGCCUUGAAAUUUAGUGGACGUCAGUUACCAGACUGGGGCUUCAACCAACACGAAGUGGUCACAGACCGAGCCAUUCAUCAAGACGAUACUGUAUGGAAUGUCGAAGAACAUCGGUACACACAAACUGAGGAUCAGAAAGAUAGAGAAAGGGAGCUCGUAAAUGCAGAGAUGAUACCUCUGCGAGCCACAACACUUUCCUUCUGGGAGAAGUUUCUUGAACUUCAAUACAAGAUGCUAUUCUCAGAUCAAGAAAAUGUUCAGAACCAUAUGUACAGCAGUGAACCACUUGAGUGGCCUUCGAUGACUAGAGGUAUCGCAUAUUGGGUGAGCCCGCACAGCAAUGCUCAGGUGCAUCUACUUGGAAACCUUGUUGUGUGGUAUUCAGGCACUGUUAGUCUAUUACUUUAUGCCAUUUUCCUCUGUGUGUAUGUUUUACGAAGAAAACGUCAGUGCUAUGAUCUGAACAAAGAUGCGUGGCAUAAAUUUGUCACUAUUGGUGAAAUACUUCUUGUAGGUUAUCUGUUUCAUUAUAUACCAUUCUUCUUUGUGGAAAGGACACUUUUUCUGCAUCACUACUUACCUGCAUUUACCUUCAAAGUGCUAUUGACAGCUGCUAUGGUAGAACAUAUGCUAUAUUUUGUGAGAUAUGUUUCCAAAGGCUCAGCAAAUAUAGAAGCUACUUCAAAUAUCCCAAAGGGCAAAUAUUGGUCAGAGUAUACAAAAGGAAUCCACACUCUCAGGGCAUUUAUACAAACUGAAGCAAAUGAAGGAAACAUAUAUACAGUAAAGCUGCAUUUAUAUGUUUUUCAAUGGACUACAGAAAAAAAAUCUGGAUGUCUUAAAUUGGCAGCUGGUAUCCUUUUUCUUCAAGAUGUCCACGGCGUUUUGGUUGUUAGCAGUUUUUAUUGUUUUCCGUCGGUUUACAGUACUAAGUUAUGGAACGACAUCACUUACAACAGCAGACAUUUUGAGUCUACGUUGGAAAGACAGCUGGGAUUUCAUAGUUCACAGGCAAUAACCAUGAGACACGAAGAAAAAACUUGAAGUGUGGAACAUUUUAACAGAAUAUGAAGUAUUGGCUUUCAUGCAAUUCUGAAACUGAACUCUGCUCAUUUUUAUUUUACAAGGCCCUAUCUUUUUACCUACACAUAUAUUUAUUAUGGCUUCAGAUACUCUUCCUAGUAAGAAAGGCAGCCUUGACAAAGUCAUGAGUUGUACUUAUUAUUUCAGUAACAUGAAACCAGUAAGGCCUAAUUCAUAAAUCUGUCAUUUGCAAGCAAGUUUGCAUAUAAAAAUGAUAGUUGACCUGCAUCACGUAUUAAAUGAAUGUUCAGAGCAACUCAGUUUACUGAGUGCUUCCAAAACUACUUAACUGUAUCAUCAGGAGCAAUUGCUCCUGAAAUUUGUGUAAGACAAUAUAUUUUAAUAUUUUGAGACUUUGUAAAAUAUUUAUACGAAAUUUUAUAUCUUUUUCCUUAGAGAAAAUGGCAACUCUUAAUUGAUUUUGCUACUAUGUUAAUGAUACUGUAAUAUAUUUCUUAAAUGUAAUGUUUCAUUUUAUACCUUCAUUUUUAAAAUUUUUGAGUUCUGAGAUGUUAUGAUACAGAACUGUACACGAAGACUGCGUAUUUCUUGACUAUAUUUGAUGUAGAAUGUUUGUAGCUCAGUGACAGAAUCAGAGUAAAUCUGUGUAAUUUUAUUUAUGCAGUAACAAAGGGACCGAAUGUCAUUAGUGAAAAUUAAUUUAUUUAUUAAGUUAUAUAUAUA